AUCAAAUCGCCGUCACUCUCGUCGCUACUUUUCACUGGUGCUGACCUGUCUCUAGUAAGAGCUCUCGUCGCGGAAACCACUACUACUACUGCUGCUGCAGGAGGAAGAAGACCAGCUUUGGUUAUAGAUUUUUCACUUUCUGGUCUGAGGGGAAAAAUGUGGAUUUUCGCGUGAAAAUCGUACGAAUUAGUGGCGAAAAGUGAGUUUCGAUUGAAGUUCGAGCACUUUUGAUGGCGGAAGUGAACGGGAAAGUGGAAAAUUAACGCUGCCUGCUACGACGAUGAUGGAGUGGAAAAUGGGCAAUCUGCCCCAUCACUAAUGUCGCAUUGCAGAUGUUGAAGGCGAAAAAUGAAGCAUUUCUUCCGAAUCAGUUCAAGUGAUACGUCCAUUUCCAGCGAUGUUGUGAAGUACUAAAAAUCUUCCCAUAACAAAAAAGAAAUGAAGCUACUGAAGUGGUGAUCACUUAAUUGAUCAAACCGAUAAGCUAGAGUGAGACGGGCCUUCAACUCGAAAAUGGUGCUGUGAAAAUCACAAAAUUUUGCUGCAGACUGGUGGAACUGGUGGAAAUCUACAAUAUCAGAACGGAGCUGCAACACCCUAGGAUAAUCAAUUUCAGCAUACAACCCACAAUUAGCGAUACAUCAAACAUCAACGACCAACACGAUGGAUAGAAAGCAUUGGAUUUUAAUACCCUUAGUGCUAGUAGGAGUGUUUUGGUAUUGGAUACCGCAGGUGUCAGCCGAGUGCCAAACACGAUCAAUUUACUGCUACGAGUGCGACAGCUGGACGGACGCCCGAUGCAAGGACCCCUUCAACUAUACGGCCCUCCCGCGGGACCAGCCCCCCCUGAUGACGUGCAACGGAUGCUGCGUGAAGAUGGUGCGGCACUCGCGAACACCUUAUGAAGUCGUCAGACGAAUGUGCACAUCUCAGUUACAGAUAAACUUGUUUAUGGUAGAUCAUGUGUGUAUGAUGGAAAGUUCAGGCAAUGGCCAUAUGUGUUUUUGUGAGGAAGAUAUGUGUAACGCAAGCCCCCCCAGCUUGCUGGUCGCCAAGCACUUGAAUGUGAAAAUGUGUAUCACGAGCGUACUCGCCGUCAUUUUGCUGAAUACCGUCCAGCGAGUAUUUCGGUAAACCGCCAACCGAUUCCGAUUGUGAAAGUCGAGCCAAAAUCCAAAACGAACGAAAAAAAAGUCGUUCGAACAAACUAGGAAUCAUGACAAACGACAAAAACCGCUCGAUUUUUUCGUUUUUCUACGCAAAAGUUUUUCUCGCUUUGCUCAUUGCAGGUGGUUUGCGGUGAUUGUGGAAUUUCUUACAAAUCAUCCGAUCUACAGCCCUGAAAAACAACCCGUAAAUCAUUUAGCCACUUAACAAAACCAUCCCUCGAAAGACGCGAACUCAUGCUCAACCCUACUAUUAUCCUUAUUAUUUAUCAUGUUGCGAAAAUAAAAUCGAUGAUGACCAUUUGAAUGAGUCUAAUCGUCGAAAAUUUUGUUAACAUCACUAAUCGCUAUAUGAGGUAGAUGUGUACCUUAGUUUCAUCUGAUCAAUACCCAAAAGUGCACAGUGCUGGCAAAAUGUGUUAUCUCUUUGAAUUCCUUAAUCGUCCUCGUCGUCCAAGAAAAACGUAAAACAGAACGACUCCAUCUGUCAGAAUCCGAUACCCAAAUUUCAUCAAAUCGCCCCAACUCCUCUCUUUUAAGAUAACGUUUCCCAUUUACGUAUAUUAGUCAAACUCCCUCUCUUCAUACAACCUUCAUAAAGGAAACCUAAGUAACUGCAUGAUAACCAAACUAACGUUCAAAUUCGUAUUUUUCUUUUAUUUUCUUUAAUCCAACCUACUAACUUAACCCUAAUCUCUCUUAAACUCUCGAAUCCAGCUAUAGAAGUUUUCACUCCUAUUACAACCUACAAUUAAACCAGUUUUUUCCCUAGUUGAAUGAUUUCACACGUUCCAUUUGUUCAUAACAUAGACUUAGAUUAUCUAUUAUGCUAUCUAAAGAACGCAAGAGUUUCUUUUUUUACUGAGCAGAUUUAUUAAAUCCCCAUUUUCAUCUGUAAAGAAUAUUCGCUAGUUUCUUGGUAUUGUUAUUAUUCUCAGUAAUUAGAUUAACACUCAUGCACUAACGAGUGUAGUGAAAAAGCUUUAAAACAUUGAGCAAAAUUGAGCAAACGCUGGAAAAACACACCCACUGUAAAUAGCUAGAGUUAUCAUUUUCUACACCAUAAGCUGAGCUAAUGGUAACAAUAAAGCAUCACAGAAAUAGUGACGAGCAUGAAAAUAUCAUACACUUUUAUCAGAAAACAGGUAGAUAGUAAGUCAUGAAAUACAAUAAUCUCGACUUAAUUGGGUUGUUGGUAAAAAUUAGGUGCUAACGGUUCAUUAUGAAAUUAUUUUAAUUGCAAAAUAAACACUUUGAAAUUUAUUUAUUCCUAAAACAAAACAAAACUUUAAAUUAAAAUCAGUAACAUUUAACUCUCAAACCGAGAGUAAAAUGCUCCUCACAGUUUUGCAAGAAGUCAGAAACUGUUAGCACCUUAUUGCGGAAACCCAAAGGACAACAACGCGUAGACAGAUUAAACAGAUUCCUCCUAAAAAUAUUCUAAAUCAGAGCUAUACAAGAGGAAACAAUCACACAUCGAGCAUGGAACGAGUAGCACACCCUCAAACACUACGCUAAAACAGAAAAAAAACAGUUGCGAAACUUUCACUUAAAUCAUUGCAUGCGUUGAUUUGUUUACCAUGUUGACAGAUUAUUGGGAAAUGUUUCAUCGGUCAACUUUGACAAAGAUGGCGUUGCGUGAAUCUGAGGCGUAACGUCAUGAUUCGAAAUCCGGACACUUAGUAGCAUAUCAUUUUUGUUAAUGCUGGCAAAAAAUCAUGUAAUAAGAUGGAAAUGUAGAAAUAUCAUAAGGAUGUAGUACAAACAGUCAGUUUCAA
Molecule: messenger RNA, 2944 nt
Organism: Culex quinquefasciatus (southern house mosquito)
Lineage: Eukaryota; Metazoa; Arthropoda; Insecta; Diptera; Culicidae
Gene: qvr
Product: protein quiver
Exons: 5
Coding region: 664-1134 (156 amino acids)
Biological process (GO): positive regulation of voltage-gated potassium channel activity; regulation of synaptic transmission, cholinergic; sleep
Source: RefSeq, a predicted model, not a curated record